Messenger RNA from Gadus chalcogrammus (walleye pollock), 1972 nucleotides. Its product is annotated as derlin-2-like. Lineage: Eukaryota; Metazoa; Chordata; Actinopteri; Gadiformes; Gadidae. Gene Ontology annotation, molecular function: ubiquitin-specific protease binding; misfolded protein binding. Gene Ontology annotation, biological process: endoplasmic reticulum unfolded protein response. Gene Ontology annotation, cellular component: endoplasmic reticulum membrane; Hrd1p ubiquitin ligase ERAD-L complex. The record is from RefSeq and is a predicted model, not a curated record. Bases 394 to 1167 code for a protein of 257 amino acids. The transcript is spliced from 6 exons.
GGUGGUUUUGGAGGGGUUUAAUUGGUCAAUGCGAGGAGAGGCGUAUCGAUCCGUAAAACGGUAAUGCCGUUUUGAACAGUAGGCUACCAGCCAUCAUGGACGUUUUAUGAGAGGUAAUUACAUUUAUACAACACCUUUCUAACAAGUGGCCACUCAAAGCGCUUUGCAAUUAUUGCCUAACAUUCACCAUUUCACGCACACAUGAACACACCAACGGCGGAGUCAACCACGUAGUGCGACAGCCAGCUCGUCGGGAGCAGUCAGGGUGAGGUGUCUUGCUCAGGGACACCUCGAUACUAAGGAGCCGGGGAUCUAACCAGCAACUUUCCGGUUUGCCAGCCAACCCGCUCUACCUCCUGAGCCACAUGUCGCCCCUAGAAGUAACCAUCAUGGAUGUUUAAUAAGAGCCAUGCCAUGGCCCUGAUCCCCGUCCGCCUCUACCUCCAGACCCCCGCGGUAACCCGGGUCUACGUGACCGCCUGCGUCCUGACCACAGCGGCCGUGCAACUUGGUCUGAUCACUCCUCUCCAGCUCGCCUUCAACCCUCAGCUGGUCUUCAGGGAGUGGCAGGUAUACAGGAACACAGAACAACCUGGUGGAUCAGCCUCCAUUUGGACUGAUCCUCCUCUCAGACCCCCUCUCUCUCUGUCUCUUAUCUUUCAGAUCUGGCGUCUGAUAACAAAUUUCUUGUUCUUCGGCUCUCUCAGCUUUGGCUUCUUGAUCAACAUCAUCUUUCUGUUCCGGUACUGCCGCCUGCUGGAAGAAGGCUGCUUCAGGCGCCGGACGGCUGACUUCGUCUUCCUCUUUCUGUUCGGCGGAGUCCUAAUGACUGUAAUGGGUGUGUUCACGGACCAGGUCUUUCUGGGCCAGUCCUUCCCCUCCAUGCUGGUCUACGUGUGGAGCCGGCGGAACCCGCUCCUGAAGAUCCACUUCCUGGGCUUCCUGUCCUUCCACGCCCGCUUCCUGCCCUGGGGGCUGGUUGCAUUUUCACUUAUGCUCGGCAACUCAAUCGUCGUUGAUGUUCUCGGGAUUAUGGUGGGUCAAACAUACUUCUAUCUGGAGGAUGUCCUACCAAACCAGCCAGGUGGAUGGAAGCUCCUCCGGACGCCACAUAUCCUACGGUGUGUGUUGGAUCACCAGGAGGGGGAGCCAUUAAUGCUGCGCUAGAGCUACGCUAGAAGUACGCAGCACUAAAGCUACAGUCCCUGGGCUCAUGGACAGAGUGGGUCCACCCUCAAGUCCGACCAGCCUCUUUCCUUCAGUCCCACACAUUAACAGAAUAGCCUUACUGAAUCAAGCUUCCUUGUGCUCCGAUGGGACGGAAAUAGACCGGCCAAAUAACUGGUAUCUUAUGGAAGUACUCCAAGAAGCAUUGGAGGAGAGCGUCCACCAAAUAGCUUAGGAUGAUAUGAAUAUUAUCCAUAUUUAUUUAUGUCUCAAAUAUGCAAAAACGGUGAAGCAUGAAGGUGAAACCUCUGCAAGUGACAUUUAAUAUCUAAAAACCUUUUAAACCAUUGUAAAACAUUAUAUAUCUUUAUAGCAGAAAUAAAGCAUUAUACAUUUAACAGUCAUCAGUGGCCAACUAGGACCAUGACUAAAUGUUUUAAAGGACGAGGUCUGAAAGGUUUCAGCCUAGCGCUGGAAUCUGUGCCAGGUCUGCACUUUCCCUGUUGCCUUUGUGGAGAUCACAGAAUAGAAAGUGCUGAGAGAGAUAACCCACCUGCGACCUCAUGGCUGCAAACCAUCUGACCGUGGACUCAAAGACCAUCACAAUCAUUAUCAUUCAAUCAACACAUUCAUGCACCAGAUAUUGCAUGAACCGUGACAUUUGUCAGUUUUCUGAAGUGACUACUGUAAGAUUAAAGAACCAUAUUUCAAACAACAAACCUGGGCUGGAUUCUUUGGUAUUUGACGAGAUACAAGAUGAAUCAUGUAUACAUAUGAUAUAGGAUGUAUAGAUAUAAACAGACAA